Molecule: messenger RNA, 1176 nt
Organism: Loa loa (African eye worm)
Lineage: Eukaryota; Metazoa; Nematoda; Chromadorea; Rhabditida; Onchocercidae
Exons: 8
Coding region: 1-1176 (391 amino acids)
Cellular component (GO): membrane
Source: RefSeq, a predicted model, not a curated record
AUGGAAGCAAAUAGACCCAUUGAAGGAACAAGCGAUUUAUUCUGCUAUGACUUCGAUUCCAGUUGUCGAUGGCAUAAUAUCGAUAGUUUAUUGAUGAAUGAUGAUUUAAACUGGUUCCGUGGUAAUGGCUUUCUAGAUAGUAAUCGCUUGCAGGUAUCAACAGGAACAUACGUUACACCUGAUGGAACUUAUGGCAUUGUGGCAACUGACCGAAUCAAGACUCCGAAUUCGAAGGCGAUAUUGAUUAGCGAUGUGAUAACCUGCCAGCUUGGGCCGGGAGAACUGCGAUUUAUGUAUUGGAUAAGUCCAGAAGUAAGAUUAACAGUAUGUAUAAAGCGCACCAAUCGACCAUUUUCGAAUGUUGAUUUUUGCACUAGCCCUAUAAGAGGGGGCAGUCCAGGACCUGCACAAAUUAGCAUUGUUGACCCUGGAAAUGCACCAUUUCAGAUUCUGAUCCAAGCUGAUAAUUUCGUGUUUCAUUCUGCUAAUUUGGAAGGCGGUUUUGCCAUUAUUGACAACUUGGAGUAUUAUGGCGAUCUGUGCUCCGAUGCUACUUUGCUUCCGAUUAAUGCUCGAACUCAAGAUUUCAUCACAUCGCAAUUUAUGCACGACGAAAGUGAAUCGACGCAAAAUUCCAGCAUAAAAACCACCUUUACGAUUUAUAAACCAGUAUGUAAUGUACUACAGUGUACUUUCGACAAUGAAGACGAUCAGUGUGACAUAGAUAGUUCAAAUUCACUGUGGUCCGUUGCGCGUACUGAUAUUGACAGGACCUGGAUAGAGAACAACGCUUCUAGCCUGCUUUAUAACCCAGUGGGCUCGUUUCUGUAUAUCGCAGGACCUGUAACAAAGGCUCGUCUUUAUGUUGCACCCUUCCAAUCCACCACUGAUUUCAACUUUGUUUUCGCUUAUUACAAAACUUCAAACAGUUCGAAACUUCGAGCUGUCGCCAAAAUGAGUGAAAAACCUAUGGAGCAAACUAUUUUCAUGGCUCCGACACAGAGGAAACAGACCAAGCGAUGGUAUCGAGAACUGAUUUCUCUAGAAGCGGGGAUAUACGAUUAUAUAGCUAUAGAGAUUCAAAACUUGAAUGACGACGAGCACAUCGGUAUUGAUGAAUUCCUGGUGUUAGAUUCACAAAGGAGGCCAAUCUGUUCUCAGCAGAGGAAUUCCUGA